GGUGGUUGUCAGUGACGCUCCCGAACGGUCGUCAGGGUUCUCUGAGUUGGUGGUUUAUGUGAUUCUGGCCGAGAGGCCAGGCGCCUGCUAGGUCACCGCCGGAGGUGGGAGACUGGUUCAUUCGUGUAUUUGGAACAGAACUCUGCUCAAGAUACUAAAGAAAGGGCAGCUAACUCUUCUACUGGCAUCUCGAAAGGAAAUAAUUUUCCAACUACUUAGGAUUAGAAGACCAGCUCAUUCAGAGAGUUUUCUGAAGAAAAGUUAGAAUGGAUUGGGAAGAUGAUUAUUCCCAUAAUUCUUUUGACUUUCAUUGUUUGUUAAAUUCAUUUCCUGGAGACUUGGAGUUUAAGCAGAUCUUCAGUGACAUCGAUGAAAAGAUAGAACAAAAUGCUACAAGUAUAGAGCACUGCAUUAAAGAAAUACAGUCUCAAGUUAACAAACAUUGUCCAGAUGUGCAGCUGCAAACAACAACUGACUGUUUUGAAUGGCUAAAUAACUGUAACUAUAACUCAUCCAAGUCAACUUCUAUUCCUCAUGGAGAUUUGAUGAAAUUCCUCAAAACACUGCAAGAUUUGUUGAACAAUGAGCUAAAUCAAGAAGAAAUGGUAUUGGACUUACUUUGGGACCUCUCCUGCAAGAGCAGCGUUUCAUUCCCAUCAACCCUAAGUGGAACAUCAUUCCAUUUCCUCUCUAGAACUUCUCUUCAUUCUGUUGAAGAUCAUUCUUCUAUGAAUGUAAAGUCUAUAUGGGAUGAUAUAAGAUUACAUCUUCGACGCUUCUUAGUGAGCAGAUUACAAAGUGUUAAUGAAAUAAGCAAUUCACAGCAAAAUAUUUUGUUGAAAAAUCAGUGCAUACAACAACUCUUGUUUCUCUAUCCAGAAUCAGAAGUUAUAGUCAAAUACCAAAACAUACAGAAUAAACUGUUGGCUAAACUUCUGCAGAACUGUUUUCCUUCUUACAGCAGAGAAUCAGAUUUAGACAUAAUGAUUCAUGGAUACCAAAGUACAAUGCUUAAGUUAUACUCAAUGAUAAAAGAUGAUUUUAAUAUGCUGCGUGAAAUUUUAGCUCCAUCCUCAACGGUGAAAUUCAUUAAAGAAACUUACCUGGAUACUGUUACAGAAGAAAUGGCAAAAUUUCUUGAAAAUUUUUGUGAGCUGCAGUUCAGAGAAAGUGCUGUCCGUGUGAUUAAAACAAGCAAGAGCUCCAGCAGGCAUAGAGGAGCAGUGCAUGCAUUGGUUACUCCUGAAUGUCCACAGAAAGGAAACUUUUCCCUCUCUUUAGAUGAACUCAAAUUCUUGUCACAGCUCAUAAAAUCCUUUUUGAAGCUGGAAAAAAAUGUUCAAGAAUUGUUUGAAGAACUGUUUUUAUCACUCAGGAAUACUUCAGGAAUUUUGGAGACAUUCAAUAGACAAGUUGUGAUAGAGAAACCUGAAGCAAAUGAAACCAGUAUCCCUUCAGAGCAAUUGCUGCCAGUACAAGAGGCUACUUUACUAGACUUUGGCUGGAGAAAUGCAUUUAAAGAAGUUUCUCGUCCUCUGGCACAUUGCAUAACCACAGUAGUUGAAGAUUUUUCUACAACAAUUCUCCAACAGGAACAGAAUGAAAGGUGUUCAACUGAGAGCUAUGCUAUGAAUCUUGUAAAUGUUCAGCAAAUUUGGCAAGCUAGCCAUGUGGUUCCUGAGGAGGACCAACCAAAGAAAACUGCAAAGUUUUGUUCUGACAUCAUGGAAAAACUUGACACAAUGCUUCCACUGGCUCUGGCAUGCAGAGAUGAUUCUUUUCAGGAAAUUAGAGCAAACUUUGUGGAGGCCUGUUGUAAAGUGGCAACAGCUGUCCUGGCAAGACUGCAAGAGAGACACAAGGAGUUUCCUUCCAAAGCACCUCUGAGAAACUUGCACACCCUGCUUUCCACGGCAGUGUAUGUCUUCCAGCAUUUUACACAAUAUGAUAAUUUGAUGAAAGAAAAUACUAAGAAACCCAUAUUCCUGGUGCCUGUCCAACGAUAUCAGGAAUUCAUCAGCACUCUACAGUUUCAGGUUACGGACUAUUGCGUCAGAGUCUGUGCUACAUGCAUUUUACAGGACGCUGAGAGCCACCACUGGGAUGACUACAAAGCUUUCUAUGAGGGGGAAAGAUGCUCCUUCUCACUCCAGAUGUGGCAUUAUUUCUUCUGGGCUCUUCAUCACGAUCUCUGGACCAUUCUGCCUGCUAAGUUAGCCCAGGAUAUUCUAGCAGAAGUGCUGGAGAAGUCUUUGCAUCUACUGGCCUCCAGAUAUGCUCGAGUCCAUCCCAGUUAUAAAAGAACUCCACAGAUAAGACUUGAUAUCACAACAAUUUUAAUAUGCACUGAAAACAUGCUCUGGUCAAUUUGCACAUCAGUACAGAAGCUUUUGAAUCCUCAUGAGUAUAUAGAUGAUAAAAUUUUUAAAAUUCAUAUCCAUUGUAAUAAUCUGUUUACAACAUUAGUAAUUUUGACUUCACCAUUAACUGAAUUAUAUCAGACUUUUCAGCAUGGCAUGAAAGAUUCUGCUUCAGAUUCCUUAAAACCUUUUUUCAAGGAACCAUUACAUUGGUUUUCUUGCAUAUCACAUUUCUACCCUUCUUUACUCAGGACUCCAUCAGCUGGACAACUUACAGUGGAGGGUCAGUUGAAACUGCUCUUAUCCCAGCCAGGUUGUAAUUGGAACCUGCUUUUGGAAACCCUUCUGCAUUGUGAUGGUCUUUUACUGAGAAUAUUGCUGAAGAACUCAAGUGAGUCUUUUCAAGAACAACUUUCUGAUACAGAAAAUGAUCUGAACCAAGGAUGCAGCUUGGUGGAAAGCAUCUUUAAAGUAUUACACCAUUGCCAUUUUUCUCCACAUACAUUUGGAAAUGUUUUUGUGAGUUACAUGGAAGAAGAACAAUUAUGGGACUUUUUAUAUAACAUUCCAGUCUCAACAUGUAUGGAGUCUGAGCUAGAGGUAAUCCGAUGCUUGAGACUGGCACUGACUGAUGCUGUCAAGGACGUUGUACAGCAGAUAAUAUCUCUGAUGAACUCGGGGAGAAACUGUGAGCCAAACCUAAACAAGACCAGUGUUCCUGAACGUUUGUGUGAGAGCAUUCCAAAAGAAUGGAAUUAUAUUCCAGAAGAAGCAAAAAAGAAAGAAUCAAGCAAAGGCUUCACAAGGCUUGCUGCUCAGGCAGUAUCUAUUGUAAUCAGCAAGUUACCUACGGUGAUUGCAUGUUUGCCUCCCCCAAUUAAAUACUUCUUUUUUCUGUCUGAGAGAAAAAUGUCAGAAAACUUCGCUGAAUUGAAGAAAGCUGGCCUGCUUGUCUGGAACUUGAUUGUAAUUAUAUGUCGGAUAUUUGAGGAUGGAAACACUGUGGAACUUUUAACAGGUGCCUCCCUUGACAGAUGGAGUGAAGAGAAACUCGGUUUAAUCUCUGUGUGUUUGGAAAGCAUCAUGGGAGAGCAGACAAGUAGCCCUAAUCCAAUGACCCAAAAGGUCAUUCAGAGCAUUGAGCAGCAAAAACCCAACUGGAUUGAAUGUCAAUUGUUGAAAGCAAAGAAAUUGAGCUCCAAAUGUGCAUUUAUGACAAUAGAGAACAGCACAGCCUUACAAGAAGGAGAUACUGUUCUCGAACUGACUGAGCAGAAAAUAAACAUGAUGGUCCUGGAUAUCUGCCACAAACCAGGUGGCUGCGAGUACCUGCGGCAAAUUUAUCACAUCAUGCGGCUCAAUGAGGAAUAUUUAAAAGAACAGCUGUUUUCUAUGAAUGGUUCAGAGGAAAAGCCAUUACCUAUCCGACCUUUAAAUAUGACCUUGAGGAGUGUGAAAGAUCAGCCUUCUGCCUUUAACCCUUUCCAUGUGUACAAGGCGUUUAGUGAAAACAUGCUAGAUCAGUCAGCCAUCACAAAAUGGAACUGGGAUUGGUCAAACUUGCUGCCAAAAUAUCUGGAACUGGAUAAGAUGACCUUCAGUGUCCUGCUCAGGAACAGGUGGGAAAUGAGGAAGGAUGAAAGACUAGAAGAGGAAGAAAAAGUAAUGCUGGAACAUUUAAAACAAAUUUGCACCAUCCAGAAAUCUUCUGCCUCAGAUAACACAGAGGAACAGCAAUCUCCAUAAAACAGCAACAGCUUUAUUUUAGGAAAUAAUCACAUGUAAUGGAGUAGGAUUUUUACUAGAGUCAGAAUGAACCUCAAAUGUGCUGUGAAGCAUGAAACCAGUGACUGAGUAAUCUCUGAACUGAAAAGGAAUACAGCAUGUAAAGUGCUACAUAUCUUUUAUUUUAAAAAUAGUCUCAAUUUUUUUUCCCCUCAAUCUUUCUCUUGAUAUAACUGCUGCCAUCUCGUGUUCCCUUUGAAUUAUUAUUUUUUUUCUUUCAGUCUUAAAGUGUCUGUGAAAAUACAUAAAAUGCUUGGAAAUCUUUUCCCUAAGGAUUUUUAAUUGCAACAUUUAGAUGUUAAGUUGAAUGGAGUCACAUAGCCCCCUGAGGGUCAUCUAAUAAUUUCAAUUUAAUUUCGUAGCUACAGCCCGAGUCAGGUCUUAACUGCCUUUAAUACCCACCAUUAUACCAGCCUCCUUUCCCAUAGCCUCUUCCUCUUCCAACUUAGCUUAAUCAUAGCCACAGAAAGCACUCUCCUGAAGUAUAACUUUAGUCUUACCUCUGCCUCGAGUGGUUUUUGAAACACCAGAUCCAAAUUUCCAAUCAUGCUUUUAGAUCCUGCACCCAAAGUCUCCAUGUUCAGGCAACUCUCUAUCAUCAUCUUGGCUCAAGCCAUACACAUCAUCUUUUCCAACCAGAAACCAUCUUGAUCCCAAAAUAUAUUCAAUACUUACUUCACCAAUAUCUACUCCACAGCUCAUUAUCCAGUCUUAGUUAAUUCUCUUAUUUCUAUUACAUUAACACACACACAUAGUGUGUGUGGAAAUAGAACACAUUCUAGCACCCUCUAUGCCAAGUAGUUGUAUGUACUCUUUUUCCUGUCAGUGCCUGAUGUUAGAUUAUAAAGACCUUGAAGGCCUUGCAAUAUGGUAUGAAGCCUUCCUUCAUGACGAUAGUCUCCCCAGAUAUCUGCUACAGAGUUAUUCAUCUAGUGGGCAGUCAGUAAACAUAGUUGUUUGAACAGCCAACAAUGAAAGAAGACAACAAAGACAAUCAGACUAUGGAGUAAUCUACAGGACAUCUGGGAGAAGCUGUAUAUCAUCAACUGUAUUAAAACCAUGACAUCAAACAUCAUGGUUUCUGAUGUUCUCAGAAUGUCCAUCUUCCCACAUUCUGUGAUUUUUAUAAAUCAUGUCAUGUGUAGGUGACAUGAUUUCCAAACUAAAGUACUUACACAUUUUUCAAAGAGUAAUAGUUUAGAGUGCAGAGGAAGCCACCUUAGAAAAUCCCUUGCAUUAUUUCUUUACAUAAAACCACAGAAAUGGCUAUACAGCCAGUUGCCUGCCAAAUAACACAUUUUAUUUUUAAAUAAUGUAUUUUAGGUGGCCAGUAUAACCAUGAAACAAGUGUUUUAAGACAUGAUUAAAAUAAUUUCUAAAAACUCUAAGCAGACUAUUCAAAAAAUUUUAAGAAUUUUUUUUAAGAUUUGGACUUUCCACCUAAUCCUACCUAUAAAGAGUUAAUAAUCAACAUAAGGCAACAACUGACUUUAUUCCUUCAGUUUAGUGAUGGUCUAUGUACUAAAUCUGCAUAACUGUGUUUUAUUAGAAUGGACACUAAAAUACUGCCAAAGUCAAAAUAAAAGUAAACUGAUUCAAUAAACUAAAUAAAAUAAUCAUACAGGAUUUCACAUUUGGGUUCUUUGUCUUCUAAUAUAUCUAAAAGUCAUCUUUAAAUGCCAUUUUUUAAUUGAAUCUGUACAUUUCUACAUUAAUCCUGGUAAGUGAUUCAGUUCCUCUAGAAAGAAAUCUCUAGGGCUCCAUUUGAAAGGAAGGAAGUAUAUGGUGAGGGAAGAAGGGGAGAAGUGGGAAAGAGAGAAAAGCAAAAAAGAAGAGCUUGCAGUUGAAUUCUCUUCUCUACUUGCUCAGUGAAAUUACUGUAGUGCGAUAAAAUUUAUAACUGGGAAUGUUAAAUGACAAGUCAUUAAAUUAUCAGAUCAUUUUGACUUUAUAUUCAAUAUAAUUUCUUAAAAUAGGAUAAGAAGUGGUUAUUUCAAAACAGUUAUUCUAAUAUUUUAUUACUCCACAUAUGCUGAUCACAAUAUUAUCUUUCUAUAAAUAUAAUCUAUGUUCUGUUUAACUGUAUAUUCAUGAAAUUAUAAGCAGGUAUCUAUUUCAUUAUUGGCUUAAUAGUUACACUGUGGAAACAGUAUGAAUUAUUAAUAAAAUCUAGAUGAUAAUGUGUAUUUGUGAGCAAGAGUAAUACCAUCUUGUCAAAUCCACCAUGUUGACUGUUGAAUCGCCCUUACAAAUCCCAUGAACACACAAGUACAGAUCUUAGAUAAUAUCCAGACUGAAACAGUAUUUUUGUGUCCUCUGAGGCAGGACUCCUUGCUCUAUUCAGUGAUAGUAGUCUGACGCCAGCCCCUACUCCUCUGAGCGCACAAGUGGGUGCCUGCAUGGAGGCCUUCCUCCUUGCCUCUAUAAAUUAGUCUCCCUAAACACGAGGCAGUGCAGAGACCUAUGUGUCCUGUGGCUGCCCAGGGCAAGCUUCUGUAUGUAAGAUCCCCUCAAUAAACCUCUACU
Molecule: messenger RNA, 6671 nt
Organism: Manis javanica (Malayan pangolin)
Lineage: Eukaryota; Metazoa; Chordata; Mammalia; Pholidota; Manidae
Source: RefSeq, a predicted model, not a curated record